AAACGUCUGGCUCGACUGACAGACGAACGAAGAGGACACACGCUUACAGAUUGUUGCGAAAAUGAAGAGAAAUCAUGAUUUUAGCUCCUCAGACAGCGAGCUGGAUGAGAAUAUUGAAGUGGAGAAGGAGAGCGCAGAUGAAAACACCGGUGUGAAUUCUCCCCUUGGAUCAAUGUCUCCAUCCACAACCUCUCAAGUGCAAGCGAGGAAACGUCGCAGAGGGAUCAUUGAGAAACGCCGUAGAGACAGAAUAAAUAACAGUCUGUCUGAGCUGCGUAGACUAGUGCCAAGCGCCUUUGAGAAACAGGGCUCUGCUAAACUAGAAAAAGCAGAGAUUUUGCAGAUGACCGUGGAUCAUUUAAAGAUGCUCCAUGCUGCUGGUGGAAAAGGUUACUUUGAUGCUCAUGCACUGGCCAUGGAUUACCGUGGGCUGGGUUUCCGUGAGUGUCUAGCGGAGACAGCGCGUUACCUUAGUAUCAUCGAGGGACUGGACAACACUGACCCCCUCCGUAUCCGGUUGGUAUCCCACCUGAACAGUUAUGCCUCCCAGAGAGAGGCUCACUCCGGUUUGGGUCACUUGGCGUGGGGCUCUGCAUUUGGAACACCUCCUGGCCAUCUGGCUCAUCAUCUUCUCCUGCAACAGCAGCAGCACCAGCAGGGGGUGCCACCCCCACGCAGCACCAGCAGUCCUCCAUCCUCAAAUUCUUCAUCACCCUCCUCCUCAUCUCCAUCUGCAUCCUCCACAAAGCCGCAUGCCCCCAGCAGGCUGAAUGGUACAGUGAUCACCGAGGCAGGGCAGACCAGGCCACUCAGGGUGCCGCCCAGUGCCUCCCUGCCCCCUGGGCUCACACCACUUUCUGCAUCCAAGCUUUCUCCUCCCCUCCUGACGUCACUUUCGAGCCUGUCAGCAUUUCCCUUCCCACUCAGCGCAUUUCCUCUACUGUCCCCGAGUUCACUGGCCCCUGCAACUCCCUCCAGCAGCCUGGGGAAGCCCUACAGGCCUUGGAGCAUGGAAAUAGGGGCCUUCUGAACUCUACAAAAACAUUACACUCUGAACUCUGAAGUCAGUUAGAAAUUACUUGUCAUUUUCUGUAAUAUCUGACUAUGUGGAAGAGAUGGUGAUGCAAGACUUUCUCUCUAUAAAAAGGGAAAAGGCAAACACAGAACUGAUGAAGUUGUCUUUUAAAACUGAGAUGGGUUUUGCAGAUGUCCAGGAUCUCGUCCAUCAGUUCCAAACAAUUUUAGUUCGUUGUCCCUCAGUAGAGCAAAGUACAAUGCAGGUACCUGCCUUACCUUGCUAUCGAAGUGAAGACAGAGAGAGAAAGAGAGAGAGAGAGAGAGAGAGAGAGAGAGAGAGAGAGAGAGAGAGAGAGAGAGAGAGAGAGAGGGAGGGAGGGUAAUUUGGAACAAAAGCAAUGCCUUACUUAAUGGGGUAAAACUCAAACCAGAAGCUAGUUUCAUUAUAUUAUGGAUAAUAAUAGUUUUAAAGCCGUUUGCUCACAUAAAAUAUCGAUUUGCAUCUUACAUUUUUACAUCAAGCAGAGAGUUUGAUGGCAAGAUAUUGUAAAAUACGUAAAGACAAAGAAUGAUCUUAUAAAGGCAUCUUAUUUGAGAAAAAAUCUCCAGCAUCUGCAUAAUAUUGAGCGACUAUGCAAUCAAAAUGAUGUUUUGCAACUUUCCCUCUGCAAUUCUAUGAAACCUAUGCAACAGAACCUGUCUCAACUGAACUUGAUUAACAAAAAUAAUACUUUAUUUUUAUAAAGAUUUUAAAGAAUUUUGGUCAGUGACCUGCAAUGUUUGUGCUGUGUUUAUUUGUAUGAAAUGUCAUGAGUUUACUGUUGGCAGAGGUGGACCACUGCUACAUCUGAUACUAUUUCAAAAGAGACAAUCUCUCAGAACUGCACUAAUUUAACUCUAAUGAAAGGCACUAUUAGGUUAGUUAAUAACAGAAUUGUGCAUUCAUGCACACACUAUCCCUCAUCCUUGCCCCAAAUCGUCUCUCUCUCUCUGUGUGUGUCAGCUGUACUUGAGGAGCAGAAACCAGAUCAUUUUUGUAUUUUAAUAGGGAAAUUUGCACUGGAAAAAUCAGAUAUCUCCAGUAAGACUAGGGGAAUAGAUGGUAAAGGAAGAGAUGGUGUGGUACUGUGCCUGUGUCUCACUAACCUGUGUGACUUUCUUGUAAUAAAAUGAAUAUAUGUAGCUGAUAA
Molecule: messenger RNA, 2207 nt
Organism: Myxocyprinus asiaticus (Chinese sucker)
Lineage: Eukaryota; Metazoa; Chordata; Actinopteri; Cypriniformes; Catostomidae
Product: hairy/enhancer-of-split related with YRPW motif protein 1
Exons: 5
Coding region: 62-1030 (322 amino acids)
Biological process (GO): anterior/posterior pattern specification; regulation of transcription by RNA polymerase II; circulatory system development
Cellular component (GO): nucleus
Molecular function (GO): DNA-binding transcription factor activity, RNA polymerase II-specific; protein dimerization activity; RNA polymerase II cis-regulatory region sequence-specific DNA binding
Source: RefSeq, a predicted model, not a curated record